AUUAUUGUACGAAAUGGUUCAGUGUAAAUAGACGCAGCAUCAGGCGGGAUGAAACGAUUUCCGAGUUCUUUGUAGUGUGUUAUUUUGUCUUGUUCCGAUAAUAAACCUUGAAUGGAUUUUAAGGGAAAAGAGAAGUUUCAUUCCGUCAACUAUCUAACAGGGUUGGUUCAGUGUCUGAUCGGCAGGAACACGUUGCUCGAUUUGCAGAAUGAAACUACGGUAGCAGGAACGAUAGUUGACGUUGAUGGUUUCAUGAACGUUACCAUGGAAAACGCGGUUUUCAUCGAUCAACUUGGGCGGCAGUAUCUGUUGGAAAAUUUUGUGAUCUAUUCCAAGUAUAUACGUUACAUACAUAUCCCGAAAGAUAUAAACAUAAAAGCAUCCUUUGAGGAGUAUAUAAACACGAUGACGGGAAAGAAAACACCGGUCGAUAAAAAGCUCACAUUUAAGCAGAAACGUGCCGUGCUGAACAAUCUUGCAACGAUGGUUGAGAACAAUAUGGUGUGACCUUCAGAGAAAUUAUAUGGCACUGCAAAUAUUACAAGUUAAUCAUCCGUUUAUUACCAAUUCACCUAUGGUUAUGCUGUUUUGCAAAGGGCGGUGUCUGCGUAACAGAACAAUACUUUUUAUAUAAAGGGAAAAUACAUGCGUGUACGCAAAAAUA
Anopheles funestus (African malaria mosquito) is the source of this 664-nucleotide messenger RNA. RefSeq names its product U7 snRNA-associated Sm-like protein LSm10 (gene Lsm10). Gene Ontology annotation, biological process: mRNA 3'-end processing by stem-loop binding and cleavage. The record is from RefSeq and is a predicted model, not a curated record. The coding region runs from base 112 to 507 and encodes 131 amino acids. Lineage: Eukaryota; Metazoa; Arthropoda; Insecta; Diptera; Culicidae. Gene Ontology annotation, molecular function: U7 snRNA binding; histone pre-mRNA DCP binding. The transcript has 3 exons. Gene Ontology annotation, cellular component: cytoplasmic U snRNP body; nuclear body.